Molecule: messenger RNA, 942 nt
Organism: Strongylocentrotus purpuratus (purple sea urchin)
Lineage: Eukaryota; Metazoa; Echinodermata; Echinoidea; Camarodonta; Strongylocentrotidae
Gene: tssk4
Product: testis-specific serine/threonine-protein kinase 4-like
Exons: 1
Coding region: 1-942 (313 amino acids)
Biological process (GO): intracellular signal transduction; microtubule cytoskeleton organization; protein phosphorylation
Cellular component (GO): cytoplasm
Molecular function (GO): ATP binding; tau-protein kinase activity; protein serine/threonine kinase activity
Source: RefSeq, a predicted model, not a curated record
AUGGCAAGUGAAAAGUCCUCGGGGAAUGGAAAAGACAAAGGACAUUCUGUGUUAGAAUCCCACGGUUUUAACGUGCAGGAGACCGUCGGUCAUGGAUCCUAUGCCGCUGUGAAGUGUGCAUACUCCACUAAACACAAGUGCAAAGUGGCCAUCAAGGUGGUGUCCAAAAAAAAGGCACCCGAAGACUAUCUCAUCAAGUUCUUACCGCGAGAGAUACAGGUUGUCAAGAUCUUGAAACAUCCUAACUUGAUAUGCUUCCUGCAGUCCAUCGAGACCACCAGUCGCGUCUAUCUGAUCAUGGAGCUCGCUGAUAACGGUGACUUGUUGGACUUCAUCAAGGCCAAUGGUGCAGGUACAGAGGAGCAGACUGGCCUCUGGUUUCACCAAUUAGUGGAUGGUAUGGACUAUUGCCACAAUUUAGGCGUGGUCCAUAGAGAUCUGAAGUGCGAGAACUUGCUGCUCAACAAACACAACAUGUUGAAAAUCACCGAUUUUGGUUUUGCCCGGAGCAAGAUGAAGCCACCGGAACCGGGGCGGACCAUUCUAAGCGAGACCUACUGCGGAAGCUACGCAUAUGCACCUCCGGAGAUCCUAAGAGGUAUUCCUUAUUGUCCGAUGUUAGGGGAUAUCUGGAGCAUGGGGGUGAUCCUGUACACCAUGCUCUACGGACGGCUCCCAUACGACGACACCAACCACAAGGUUCUCCUGAACCAAGUGCAAAGACCUCCAGGAUUCCCAACCAGCCAGGUCGUCCACAGCGACUGCAAGGACCUCAUGUGCAGGAUCUUGUCCCCGGCAAAACGGCGCAUCAACAUGGAAGAGAUUCAACACAAUGCCUGGUAUAUCAGAACCACACCAACGGCUGGAAAGCCCAACAAAUCAGGCCUAACUAAGCAGACUGGAGAAGGACAGAGCUCAACUGCCCAAGAUGAGAAAGACUAA